Molecule: messenger RNA, 439 nt
Organism: Opisthorchis viverrini
Lineage: Eukaryota; Metazoa; Platyhelminthes; Trematoda; Opisthorchiida; Opisthorchiidae
Exons: 3
Source: RefSeq, a predicted model, not a curated record
AUGUCGGAAAUCAACAAUGGCCUUCAACGCAUAAAGACAACAGAUAAAUGGCCUAUGCUCGUGAACAGAAUACAGUCGAAACGGCAGACCUCAGCAUCGGAUGCUUGGGAUGGACUUGCUACUCGCGUGGUUCCAGCUACUUCGCUCAGCACCUCACUUCUUGACCUGCUGAGUCCGUUGAUGGAAAAGAUCGAAAAAAGGCUAUACACAACUGGACAAAUUUCAGAUUUGGCGAAGGUACUGUUGACUAUUCGCCAAGUGCGAGAACCGGAGCAGUUCGUAAACAAAGCCGAAUUGACUUCAGAAUUGACUUCAAAGUUGAUUCAACAUGUGACACAGUUGCGAUUUCAAACUCUUCUUCUAAAUGGUGCUUUUCUCUCAGUAUUUUCUGGAAGCGUUUACACGUGCUAUUGCCAUUUGGAUAUUGCGUGUCGAAUAA